Messenger RNA from Pseudopodoces humilis (Tibetan ground-tit), 1902 nucleotides. RefSeq names its product synaptogyrin 1 (gene SYNGR1). Lineage: Eukaryota; Metazoa; Chordata; Aves; Passeriformes; Paridae. Gene Ontology annotation, cellular component: synaptic vesicle membrane; neuromuscular junction. The record is from RefSeq and is a predicted model, not a curated record.
CGCAGCCCGGCUCGGCUCGGCGCAGCCCGGCACCGCCCGCCGAGCCCCCCGCCUGCCUCCCGCCCACCCCCGCGCCGCCAUGGACGGGGGCGCCUUCGGAGCGGGGAAAGCCGGCGGCGCCUUCGACCCGCAGGCCUUCAUCCGGCAGCCGCAGACCAUCCUGCGGUUCGUCUCCUGGGUGUUCUCUAUCGUGGUGUUUGGCUCCAUUGUCAAUGAAGGGUACGUGAACCGCAUGGAUGAGUUAGAAGAGCACUGCAUUUUCAACCGCAAUCACAAUGCCUGCAACUAUGGCAUUACCGUGGGUGUCCUCGCCUUCCUCAGCUGCCUUCUUUACCUGGCUCUGGAUGCCUACUUCCCGCAGAUCAGCAGCGUCAAGGACCGCAAGAAGGCAGUGCUCUCGGACAUCGGAGUCUCAGCCUUUUGGGCAUUCCUCUGGUUCGUUGGCUUCUGCUUUCUAACCAACCAGUGGCAAGCUUCAAAACCAGAGGACAACCCACUGAAUGAGGGAGGAGAUGCAGCCCGAGCAGCCAUCACAUUCUCAUUCUUCUCCAUCUUUACCUGGGGCUUCCUGGCAUUUCUGGCUUUCCGGAGACUCAGAGACAUUAAUUUUCAGGAGGAAUACAAUACCCUGUUCCCUAACUCCCCAUCCUUGCUGCCUUAGUGCCCCUUGCUGAUGGGAGAAUUUGGGGGAAGGGGUGGAGGGAUGCAGCUGGAGGAGGUCACUGAGCAGAGCUGGUUCCAAUGCCCUGACUAUGAGUGUGUGGUCACUGCAGGGCAUGGGAUGGGAAGAUAUGGGCCAUUGGAUUGGUGUGAGGCUGUCCAUUGAACAGGGCAUCUCCCUCUGGAAGGUUGGAACUGGCAAUUUCUUCUCCUCUUCUGCUCCCUUCUCUCCCUCACCCGUACCUUAACUAAUGCUAUGUAACACCACUGUGCCUUUAUUUGAUGACUGCUCAGACUUAAUACUUCAGCCAGGAGAUGCCCUCUGCUCCCAUCGUUUUAUCUCUUCCAUUUCUUCCCAAACCUCAUUCCCCAAAAAUCUCUCCCCCAUCACCUGCUAGACUGCUCACCUCUCAGGGAUGCUCUGGGACAAUGAGCCAUGCCUGCUGAACCCUGUGCCACCCUGCUCCCCCAGUCCACCAAAAGGUUCCCUGCCUGCAGUGCCUGAGGCAGGAGACAGCAGUUUACUUGCGAACUGUCCCCUGGUUUGGGAAGCAGCUGCCUUGCUUCCUGCUGCUCCUUCCCAAGGUCUGUGCUACAUCUUGCAGAUGUUGACUGAUGAAAGUGUUUCAGGGGGUAACCUCUACCUCAGUACUUGGUGUCAAGUCCUGCUCUCCUUACUGGCCUUUACAAGUUAAAUGGCCUGGUACACACAGCCCAGCAGGUGAGCCCUCUGGUGUUGCUGAGGCAGAUUGCCUUCCCACAGCCAGGAGGGGUUGACUGGGAUAACCACGUGCCAACUGAGCCUCCGCGACCCGUGCGAUGUUGGUGAAACUCCAUCGGCAGACAGGGGGGUGCCCUGAACAUCCCAGAGAAAGCAGGGAGCCUUGGCAGGCUGCACACAGCCAGCUGGUCUUGCAGCCAUCCUUGCCCAGUUCUCUUCUCUCCUUGUGGGCUCGUGCUUUCUGUGGGAGAGUGUGGACUUCCAUGCUCUUGGGGCAUUUCACCAGCAAUCUGCCAGGUGGGCCUUGCACACUAAUCCAUAACCACUACUAACACCACUUUUGUUUGUUUCUCUCUUCCGGUACGUUCCUCCUCUUUUUCCUCUUCCCUUCCCUCUGUGCUUCCCAUCUCCUCCCUUCACCUCCUCCCUUAAAGGUGGGCCAGGCAUUCCUGGCAUAUCAGCGUUUCCAGCUGGGUGCCGAUUCGGCCCUCUUCUCCCAGGACUACAUGGACCCAAGCCAG